UCUGCCGCUGCCGGCGGCCAGGCGUAACGCGCAGGCGCGGCGGGGCCCGGGCGCAGCGCGCAGGUCUGGCGGUCGUGCGUGGAGGCGGCUUUGAACAGUGGCGGGUAGCGAAGCGGCCUGGUGCUGAGCAGCCUCUCUAAUGGAGCCCGUCCUGAAAGGUGUUUCUGCGUGUGUAGAUGUUUGGUCAUCUAACAGAAGAGAAAAUUACUCAAAGCUUUUUGAACAGCAACUUCUUGAUAUGGGAGCAAAAGUUUCAAAAGCUUUGAACAAGCAUGUGACCCAUGUAGUCUUCAAAGAUGGACAUUUGGCUAAAUGGAGAAAAGCACAGGAGAUGGGUGUAAAAAUAGUUUCUGUACUCUGGGUAGAAAAAUGUCGACAAACUGGACUACAUGUUGAUGAAUCCUUAUUUCCUGCUCUAGCUGUUGAUGAAGAAUUCCCACUAUUGAUGAAAAAACACAGAUGUAUGCAACCAAAAACCUUUGUUGAAAAGACUCCAGAAAAUAGUAGAAGGAUGCAGAGAAGACUGGACCAAAUGGCUAAAGAAUUAGCUGAACAAAAGAGAGCAGUUAGUGCUGAAACUGAUGUCCCAGUUCUGCUGUUUCAAGAUGAUGGUUCGCUUGUGUAUAGCCCUAUUGGUAAAAUAAAAGAUCUCUGCACUGAAAUGAAAAGGAGAGUAAAGAAGAUGAAGAAAAAAAGAGAAAAUCUUUCUCCCACUGCCUCACAAAGGAUUCAAAUACCUCCCAGCAGUUCACCAGGAGACGGCUCUCUGCCUCCUUGCGUCUUAACUGAUUCAGAAGAUUCAUUGUUACCAGGAAAACAAAUGGAAGAUUGUUUGAACUCAAGUUAUGAUUGUAUUGGGGGAACUAAUAAAAAACAGAAAACAGAGACAGUAAAAGACACCUCUGCUUCAACUGAGAUUUGUGUAUCCAUGAGUGCAUCAGUGAGUCCUCCCUCGUGUAGUCGUGUGCAGGAGAGCUUAACAUCGAAACAGCACAGCAGAAAAAGCUUAAAGAAAUGGAUUUUACAGCAUACUGUGGAUGACAAAUUGUCUUUAGAAAAGGAAGAUCUAAAAAAGCUUCCAAAUAAAAAGCGGAAGAAUGAAAAUAGCAUGAGUACUUCAGCUGGGAACGAUGGGCCUCUGCCGCACCUCAAGGGCUUGGGUCAGAUUACUCCUUAUGAAAAACCAGACACCUUAAAUACUGUUCCAGCUUUGACUGACAAUCUUUCUGAUUCAUUUAUCAACAGCAAAGACUUGAAUACAUGUUCGUUGUAUAGAAGCUGCCCUGUUGACAGAAACAAUAGCAUUGAAGAUAGGAUGAGAAAGAAAGUACAAGCACUAUCUCAUUGGAAACUGACUACCUCAGAACCAGGUGCAUCAGGGUCUGAAGAGUUCUUAAAAGCAAUUACUACAUGUAACAAGUCUUUUUGCACUGAAGAAACUUCUUAUGAAGACUUCUUUUCAUCAUCUAAUUUAAAUGAAAAAUCAGUACAGGUACAAAUACCAAAGGAAUCACAGAAUUUCCCUGAAGUUUGUUGUGAAGUCUCUUGUACAAGCAUGGACUCACUAGAUGGGAGUUCCAAAAAGUCACAUUCUGCUUCCAAGAAAAGUAGGAAGAACUCUAUUCCAAGAAAUGAUGUUUCAGUAAAAAAAAAAACAAACCUGACUGAACAUCUUGGAAGUAUGCCACUAAAUUAUGUAUCAGAUGGUAAAAAAACUGACACUGCAGAAGCUCUAGAUUCUGAUGUGAAUAGGCUGCCUCAGCAGAACUGUGAAAAGUCCUUCAGAACCAAUGUGAAUUGUUGUAUUGACACUACUGGUGAUGGAAACAAAGUUUCAGAGUGUCAUGUUACUGAUGGCUCUUGCACAGUUUAUAAUGAACCAGCAAAUAAGCCCAAUGGGAGGUUCAGGAAAACAAGAAGACUUCAAAAGCCCACAAGGACAAUGGUUAUGACAAGUAUGUCUUCUGAGAAUCAAGAGAUAGUCAUUCAAGCAGUGAAUAAACUUGGAGACUUCUUAUUCUCAGAUGAUGUGUGUGAAACAACAAGUCAUGUAGUUGCAGGAGCUCCUCGGCGUACCUUAAAUAUUUUGCUGGGAAUUGCUCGUGGGUGUUGGAUUGUUUCUUUUGAAUGGGUUCUGCAGUCUCUAGAAUCAGGCCAUUGGAUCUCAGAGGAACCAUAUGAGCUUUCAUCCAGCUUCCCUGCAGCUCCUAUCUGCAGACUUCAUCGUCCCCUAUCAACAGGAAAAGACCAGCAGAAUCUCUUCUCAAAUCAGCCUGUCAUGUUUGUAUCUCCUACCAGUGAUCCACCUUGCAAAAAGCUAAUUGAACUCAUAGAGCUGUCAGGAGGGAAAAUAUGUAAAGCCUUACGUCAGGCAAAAAUCUGUAUAGGAAAAGAACCACAAAAGAAGUACCAGGAAAUAAAAUGUUUGUCAGAAAAAUGGGUAUUAGAUUCAAUCACUCAGCAUACAAUAUGUCCCAUGGAAAACUACAUUUUUAAGCUGUGAGCUAACUCAAGAGCUUCCAUAUGGUUUUAAGGAAACAAGUCUGGUCUGCACUCAACAAAGAAAUAAGCUGCAAAUGAAGCUUCUCAGAAAAUGCAAGUUACAUAUUUAUAAAUACAGGGAAAUGUUUUCUGCAUUUUUAUGACUUGUGUAAAUGUUCAUCUUGUGAAAUCUUUAGAUUUUUUGAUAAUAAAGUACUUCCCUAAUGAAAAUCA
This is a messenger RNA of Pogoniulus pusillus (Red-fronted tinkerbird), 2715 nucleotides long. RefSeq names its product microcephalin 1 (gene MCPH1). NCBI's taxonomy places the organism in Eukaryota, Metazoa, Chordata, Aves, Piciformes, Lybiidae. Gene Ontology annotation, biological process: mitotic cell cycle. The coding region runs from base 140 to 2503 and encodes 787 amino acids. The record is from RefSeq and is a predicted model, not a curated record. The transcript is spliced from 14 exons.